AUUCAAAAUGUUUUAGAAAACUAGGAACUUCUUGCUAGUCAUCAAUGGCCUUUCAAAGGCAAGGCAACCUAUUCGCGCUAAAGACCAGUUCUCUAACGGCCAACCGCUGCGCGCUCUCAUACACUCACUCUUCUAUCCCGCUCCCGCGCUCUUCUAUUCCUUCUCUCUAUCCAUCUCGAUUUAUCAUUCUUCCUUCCGUUGCAUCUCCUCUCUGUUUCUGACCAUUGAUCGCAGUAUGGAUGAAGAAUACGACGUCAUCGUUCUCGGAACCGGCCUCAAGGAAUGCAUCAUCAGUGGCCUCCUCUCCGUUGACGGACUCAAGGUACUGCACAUGGAUAAAAAUGAUUAUUAUGGAGGAGAGUCAACUUCCCUUAAUCUAAUUCAGCUUUGGAAGCGGUUCAGAGGAAAUGACCAGGCUCCAGAGAGCUUGGGUGCAAGCAAAGAGUACAAUGUUGAUAUGAUUCCAAAAUUUAUGAUGGCAAACGGUGCUUUAGUUCGAGUGCUUAUUCAUACUAAUGUUACUAAAUAUCUGAACUUCAAAGCUGUUGAGGGUAGUUUUGUUUACAAUAAAGGCAAGAUCUACAAAGUCCCUGCUACUGAUGUUGAAGCACUGAAAUCCUCACUGAUGGGGUUGUUUGAAAAGCGUCGUGCCAGAAAGUUCUUUAUUUAUGUGCAAGAAUUUGAUGAGUCAGAUCCGAAGACUCAUCAGGGAAUGGAUCUAAACAAUGUCACAGCUAGAGAGUUCAUAGCGAAAUAUGAGCUUGAAGACAACACAAUUGAUUUUAUUGGACAUGCCUUAGCUCUUCAGCCUGAUGAUACGUAUUUGGAUCAACCAGCAAUGGACUUUGUGAAGAAAGUCAAGCUAUAUGCAGAGUCUUUAGCACGCUUCCAAGCAGGAUCGCCGUAUAUAUACCCAAUGUAUGGACUUGGGGAAUUGCCUCAGGGAUUCGCACGUCUUAGUGCGGUUUAUGGUGGGACAUACAUGCUAAACAAGCCUGAGUGUAAGGUGGAAUUUGAUGAAAGUGGCAAAGCCUAUGGUGUGACCUCUGAAGGUGAAACAGCUAAAUGCAAGAAGGUUGUUUGUGAUCCAUCAUAUUUAACUGACAAGGUCCAGAAGGUUGGAAAGGUUGCUCGUGCUAUCUGCAUAAUGAGCCAUCCCAUUCCCAACACAAAUGACUCUCAUUCUGCUCAAGUUAUUUUGCCACAAAAACAACUUGGUCGAAAAUCAGACAUGUACUUAUUCUGCUGCUCCUAUUCUCAUAACGUUGCUCCCAAAGGAAAAUACAUCGCCUUUGUUUUGAGUGAAGCUGAAACAGACGAUCCAGAAACGGAACUGAAGCCAGGCGUAGACUUACUUGGAGCUGUGGAUGAAAUAUUUUAUGAAACCUGUGACAGAUACAUACCUAUUAACGACUCUGCAGCUGAUAACUGUUUCAUAUCUACCAGUUAUGAUGCAUCAACUCACUUUGAGUCCACAGUACAGGAUGUGCUAGACAUGUAUACCAGAAUUACUGGAAAGGCGGUUGAUUUGUCUGUGGACCUGAGUGCUGCAAGUGCCGGUGGUGAAGAUGAAGCUCAAUAGAUUUAUUUGGUAACCAAAAGGAAGUUCCAUUGAACUCCAACAGAAGAUUGCUAGUGGAGUAGUUUCUGGCUGUGUAGUAGUUAGUUCUUGCAGUGUUUGCCAUUGUUUUUCUUAAGACGAUUUUUUCUUUUCACUCCACUGCAUUUUCAUCACUAAUGGAUAUUGUGAUAAAAAAUAAAAACCAAAAGAAACUUUCCAUUGUGAAAGUUGUAUCCUGAAGAGGGUAAUGAUUAUCAU
This is a messenger RNA of Cuscuta europaea, 1819 nucleotides long. Lineage: Eukaryota; Viridiplantae; Streptophyta; Magnoliopsida; Solanales; Convolvulaceae. The record is from the annotation of a GenBank genome assembly.